Trichoderma breve is the source of this 708-nucleotide messenger RNA. RefSeq names its product enoyl-(Acyl carrier protein) reductase domain-containing protein. The coding region runs from base 1 to 708 and encodes 235 amino acids. The record is from RefSeq and is a predicted model, not a curated record. NCBI's taxonomy places the organism in Eukaryota, Fungi, Ascomycota, Sordariomycetes, Hypocreales, Hypocreaceae. The transcript has 2 exons.
AUGGCUUUUGGCGUCACCCAACCUGAAUUUUCCGAAGGCUGUGCCGUGGUCUUUGGUGGCUCCGGUGGCCUUGGCCGCGCAAGCGCUGGCCUGAUGGCGGAGCGCGGUUCCAACAUUGUUGUUACUUACAGGUCUCGCUCCGCUGAUGCUGAGUCCCUGGUGGAGGAAUUGCGCAAACUUGGUCGCAAGGCAAGCGCAAUAGCUUGCGAUGUCACUGAUCGCAAGGCAGUCGAGGCUGUCUUCAAGCAUGCUGUGGAAACAUAUAAGCGCGUACACACAAUAGUGUCUGCUGGCGGUCUCGUGUUUGAUACAGGCCCACUGGCGGAGUUCAAGGAAGAAUCUUUCCGCGGCGUCAUCGAAACCGAUGUCUAUGGCUUUUACAAUAUUGUACAGGUUGGCGUGCCAGUAUUGCGUGAGGGCAAGGGCGGCUCGUUUGUGGCACUGGUCACCAGCGCACUUGCCACCGAGGAGGCUGCUCACGGUAUCCGCGCCAAUGCCGUGGGACCUGGCGUUAUCAACGCCGGUAUGGUAGAGACGAUGAUGGAAACGCCGACGAGAGCGCUGCUGGAGGGCGCCACUGCGGUGACGCCGCUUAAGCGCUGGGGCGAGGCUGCUGAAAUCGCUGAGGCGGUCGCGUUCCUGGCCUCAUCAAAGGCGUCUUAUAUCACUGGCCAGAUCUUGAUGGUUGACGGCGGCCUCGCUGCUUAA